AUGGUCUCCAAGCUCUCUGCCCUUCUUGCCAUUGCGGCUACUCUGCCCACGGCUUUCGCUCACUACAACUUCGAGUCCCUCAUCGUCAACGGCGCGCCUAGCGAGGCUUAUGAGUUUGUCCGCCGCACCACCAACUCCAACUCGCCCAUCGAGGAUGUCACUUCCCCCAACAUGAUCUGCAACCAGGGCGGCAUCGACGCCGCGAUCAUGGCCGCCACCAACACCAAGACGGUCCAGGCCGGUGACCAGCUCGGCUUCAAGGUCAACUCGGAGCUCGGCCACCCCGGUCCCCAGGCCGUCUACCUCAGCAAGGCCCCAGGCGCCGCCCAGGAGUACAAGGGCGACGGCGACUGGUUCAAGAUCUACGAGCUCACCUACUCGGAGAUCAACGAGCAGGGCAUCCAGUGGGCCACCUUCCUGAACAACCAGGGCGUCCACAACUUCACCUUCACCCUGCCCAAGGAGCUCCCUGACGGCGAGUACCUCGUCCGAGCCGAGCACACGGCUCUCCACGCCGCCGGCGCCAUCGGUGGCGCCCAGUUCUACAUGGGCUGCGCCCAGAUCAAGGUCGAGGGUGGCGGCAACGGCACCCCCUCCCCCACCGUCAG
This is a messenger RNA of Verticillium nonalfalfae, 608 nucleotides long. RefSeq lists its product as uncharacterized. The annotation marks the transcript as partial. Lineage: Eukaryota; Fungi; Ascomycota; Sordariomycetes; Glomerellales; Plectosphaerellaceae. The transcript has a single exon. The record is from RefSeq and is a predicted model, not a curated record.